Molecule: messenger RNA, 1326 nt
Organism: Penicillium daleae
Lineage: Eukaryota; Fungi; Ascomycota; Eurotiomycetes; Eurotiales; Aspergillaceae
Exons: 1
Coding region: 1-1326 (441 amino acids)
Source: RefSeq, a predicted model, not a curated record
AUGUGUCUGUACACAUACCACCACUAUCCCGUUUGCGGGCACAUCGCUAACUGGACGAUGACCAGCUGUAAGGAGUACACUAACGCUCUCCGACUUCUGAGUCGGAAAGGUCUUUCAGGUCAUUGCAAUCACAUCCAAACCACCCAUAAUCUUUUUGUACAAGGUGAGUCUGACACUUGCGGUCAGUGCGAUUUUGAGGUGCGCUGUGCAGCGUUCCGUCGAACUCACGACGCUUCCUCGUCCAAGACGCAUCGCGAAAUCGAAGGCCUGACCUCCGAGGUCCCAAUCAUAGAACUUUCUGGACAUAUGAAUGUCAGCAUCAGUGGCAAAGAAGAGGAGAACCACCGCCCAGUGAGCCCUCAGGAGUGUUGCAGCUGUGAAUUCUGCAGUUGCUUCGCAUCGCCGCUCGGCUCUGGAGUGAGACAUAAUGACAAGACUCCUCCCGCUAAUAACGUGUCUGAUAUCCCGCAGUAUCUCGAUGAUUCUUUUUAUAUUCCAGAGACUCCAACACAUAACGGUAAAGAAUUUGAGACUGAGACCAUGCUCCAAAUCCUUCCCAGUGAAGAGGGGGGAAACGCAGACCUUUACAAAGUUCUUCGUCAAGCAUCCUCGGCAGAGGAUAUUUCCCCUUCUUGGGCCCAAGUAGGUGCCCGGAGAACUCGCAAUUCCCUGCAUGGCGUUAUCUCCAUUGGCAUUGACAGAGCCGCUUACCCUCUGGAGCGUCUUGACACCAGAAACCCUUACGCUACAAGCUUUUUGGAUCUGUCCGAUGAGUCGCCGAUUGACGUUCAAGCUCAACACACAUACAGCCGUCCUAUCAAUUUGUCCUCUUCGGUCUACUUUGGCAGUGAGCCUGAGCAGACUUUUAUCGAUUGGUCAGAUGAUAGCUCCUACUCUGACCUUGAAAGCGAGGUACGGAAUCCAAACAAUCUCACUUUCCUUGAUGAUGAUUCAGAUGCCGAUGACGAUCUGGACGGUGGAUGUGAACUACCAGAUAAGUUUGAUGAAGAAUAUGCGAGCACGUUCUCACCUUUAAUUUUCCCUCUAGUAUCCGGCAAUGUUGAUAUGGCACUGCCAUCUGUGCGAGACUCUGCGCCAGUGGCCGAUCGACCAGCCACACCAAUCCUUUGCCCAGCGCCUCUGAGAGUUACCAAGGGCCCUCAGUUUCUGUCUCUGAACUCCAUCAUUGAAGAUACCUUCUAUGAGGAGGCCCUUGAUGAGAAUACCCUCGAAUUUCUUCAUGCCAAGACCUAUUCGACCCCUGGUGGAUCUAGCCAAAGGCCCUGUGUAAGCAUCAAAGAAAAAGUACUGGGUUCGCUAGGCUGA